CAUCGUCGCAUUAUCAUCCUCGUCUUCUUCGGUCAUCAGCAGCAGCAUGAGCACCUUGCCCGCGACGACGACCGAGCACAAGGAAGGCUUCUUCCACUGGAAGUGGGGCAAGAACAAACAGAAAAAGCCACGUCGACCAAGAGCCUCCCGCCCAUGUCGGCGCCGGCCGCGAUCUCACUGCCGGUCACGCCGACCGCGACGCCGACCGAGUCGACGACGAACCGCGCGACCAGCACAGGCCCGCGGUCCGCGCCCGUCCAUGGCGGUGACGUGCGCAAGUCCAUGGUGGAGACCACGUGGCGGCCGCGUGCCGUGCUGCGCGACUCGGUCCUCGCCCGCGAGCCCGACGUCGCGAUCGAGAAGGCCGUGAAGGGCAAGCUUCUCAUCAUGCACCCAUCCACGUCCCUCGACUGGUACAAGAACCGGAUCCGCGAGCUCGAAGACGACAUUCGCUCCAACACGUGCCGGGCGUGCCUUGAGAAGACCGAGGAGGCCGCGCGCCUCCAAGAACAGGUAGCGAUCGAGAAGGGCCGACUGCAAGCCGACAUUGAACGUCUCCGGAAGCGCCUCGGCGAACUCCUCGACGAGAAGAAGCUCUCGGAAACCCAGCGCUCGAACCAAAUGUCCGAGCUCCAGCAGACGAUUGCCGGCCUCGAGACGCAGGUCACAUCAGUCUCUGCCGCAGAGGCCGCUGCGGCGGCGGCCACGGCGACCGCGCUGGCACAGCUCGCCGCCGAACAGGCCGCGGUCGCGGAAAAAACCGCAGCCAUCGAUGCACUCUCGUUGCAGCUCGCAGACCUUCAGCACACGUCCGCCGCGGCGGCUGUGGCGGCGUCGGCCGAGUCGGCCGCUUCAGCGGCCACCAUCGCGUCUCUCGAAGCGCAGCGCAUCGAGUUGGCGGCAUCGCUCGCGGCCCUCGAAGCAAGCCACGCGUCGGAGAAGGCUGCUCUGGACGCGUCUGUCGCCGACUUGGCCGCGAAGCUGGCGGCAGUCGAGGCCGACCUGGCGUCGUCUUCGGCAGCGCACGCUGGCGUUGUCGCCGAGCUGGCGACCGCCACGGCCAACGCGGCUGCCAAGGACGCCGAAGUGAGCGCGCUCACGGCGAAAGCGGACGCGCUUCAAGUCGAACUGGCGGCUGCCACGGCGGCUGUCGCAACUGCUUCCGAGGCGCAUGCGAGCGCGACCGAAGCCCACACACACGCGGCGACGGCGCUCGAGGUCGAGCGCGAUGCGUUGCGCGCCCAGGUCGAGACGCUCGAGACGACGUCGGCCAGUGAGAAGGCGACCCACGCGAGUGCGCUUGCCGCGCUUGAAGCCAGCCUUGCGGCGGCGGCCGUGCUUCACGCGACGACCGAGGGCCAGCGCGCGGCAGCGGAAGCCAAGGAAGCAUCGACGGCGUCCGAGCUCGAGGCGACGACCGCCAAGCUGGCCACCGUGGAAGGCGAGGCCUUGGCCGCGGCGCAUCUCCUCGCAUCGACACGCUCGUCGCACGCCGAGGCCAUGGCCGCCAUGGAAGAGGAGCGGGAUGCGCUCGCCGCCCAGCUCGCCGACCUCGAAGCCAGCCGCGCGUCGGACGCUUCUGCCUUUGCGACCACGUCGGCGUCCUUGGAGGCCCGCAUCGCGCAGCUGGAAACGGACGCCGAAGCUGCCGCGGCCCAUCAAGCCACGACGGAAGCGCAACUGCACGCCGCGAUGACACAGGCCGACGUGGACGCGGCGGAGCUGAUGGUGCUUCGCGCCAAGGUGACGGCCCUCGAAGCGGAAGCGGCGGCGACGACGCUCGCGCUCGCUGCCGCGUCCACCGAGCACUCGGACACGACGGCGGCCAUUCUCGCGGAACGGGACGCGUUCCAGGCGCAACUCGCGGCCGUCGAAGCAGCCAACGCCGCCACAACCGCGGCGCUCGAGGCCGAAGUCGCCGCUUUGAAGGACCAGGUGGCCGCGCUCGAUGCCGCUGUGGCCGCCGCCCAAGCGACCGCCGACGCCGACUUGGCGGCGGCCACGAACGACGCGGCUGCCAAGCAAGCCGAGGUCGAGGCCCUCUCGGCGCAGCUCCAAGCGGCGACGCAGGCGAACGUCGAGGCAGCCGAGGCCUCCGCGGCUCUGACCACGGAGCGUGACGGCCUUCUGGCGACUGUCGCGUCGCUCGAAGAUUCGUCGACCGCGUCGUCGGCCGAGCUCGCGACACGCAUUGCGGCCCUUGAAGCCGAGGCGGUGGUCGCUCUCGCUGCGCGCGAGGCUGCCUCGAGCCGCGUCGCGCAGCUGGAAGCAGAGCUCGCGACGUUGCAAGCGGGCGCGGAAGAGGCGUCGGCCGCUGUCGCCGCCCGCGAGUCCUCCAACAGCGAGCUGGCGGCGCAGGUGGCGGCGCUCACACUGGACCGGGACGCGCGUGCGGCCCACGUCGCGGCGCUGGAAGCGGCACAUGCCACGGAUGCCGCGGCGCACGCGGCGGCGAUUGCCGAAUACAAGGCACAGCUCGUGGCGUUCGAGGCGCAAGUGGCCGCGGCGGCCGUGGCGUAUGCCGCGUUGGAAGCGUCGUCGUCCAACACGGACGCGUCGGUGGCUGCGCUCACGCGCUCGAUCGGACAGCUUGAAGCCGACGCCGCGCUGCAAGCGGCUCACGUUGUGGCGCUCACAUCGGCCCGUGACGACCUCCAUGCGCAAGUGUCGGCCCUCGAGGUGGCACAUGCCACCGAGAUCGAAGCACUGCAGGCGCAACUGGCGGCCGCUGAAGCCAAGGCGCUUGACGGCGACGCCUCGGCCGACCAGGUGGUGGCCCUGCAGUCGACAUUGGAGUCGACGGCUGCCGAGCACGCGGCGGCCGUCGCGGCGAUCCAUGACCAGGUCGCGGCCAAAGACGCGGAGCUUGCUGCAUUGGCCGCGGAAAAGGCAUCGCUAUCGACGACCAACUCGGAGCUCUCGGCGACGAUCGAGCAGCUGCAGACCGAGACGAUGACGUUGGCGGCGGCCAACACGACGCUCGAGACGUCGCACGCUGCCCAAAUUGACGAGCUCAAGGCGACGAUGGCCUCGCUCGAGGCGGCGUCGUCGAGUGCGCUGGAAACUGCAGUGGCCGAGCACGCGAUUGCCCUCGCUGCUGCGCAAACCCAAGUGACGACGAUCGAAGCCGCCAAGGACGAGCAGCUCGCCGAGCUGCAAGCGCACAACGAAGCGCUGACGCUGGCGACGGACGAGCAGCAGCAAGUGAUCCAGCGCCUCGAGGCCGACAUUGCUGUCGAGAAGGAGCAAAUGGCGACGCUCUCGAGCGACCACGCGGCCAAGGAGGCGAUCCUAUUGGCCAAGAUCGCCGAGCUCGAGGCGCGUCUCGCGGCCUUUGACGGUAUCGAAGCCGAGCUGGAAGCCAAGCGGUUGGCCGAAGUCGCGCGGUUGGCCAAAGAAGCCAACGACGCUGAAGCGGCGGCCGCCGAUGCGGCGCGGCUGCGGGCGCUCGCCGAGCAGGAAGAGCGUCUGCGCCUCAAGCCCACGAGCACGGUCUCGCGCCUCCUCCGUGUGCAGGUCGAGCGCUGCGAGGACCUUGUCGCGGCCGACACGGUCUUUAUGGGUGGCAAGAGCGAUCCAUAUGUGGUCAUGAAGGUCGGCGACAAGAAAUUCAAAACCACGACGGUCGUCUCGGAGCUCAACCCGGUCUGGACCCACGAGAUCCACGAGUUUACACUUACCGAGGGCAUCAUGUACACGAAGUCGCUUGAGCUCUUUGUGAUGGACCACGACAAGAUUGGCGACGACGAGAUCAUUGGGUCGCUCACGCUGCCGCUGCUGCAGUUUGAGCAGUCGCCGCCAACGGGCAAGGAGACGGUCUUUGAUCUGGAUGUGCCGGUGACGUUUAUGAGCCAAGGCAAGGCGAGCAAGAUUGUCGUCAAGUUCGAGCUGCUUACGGAAGAGAUCGAAAAGUCGUCCAAGGAGCAGCUCAUGUGGGAGAACGAGCGGUAUGCCAACCGCACUUGGGCCAAGGAGAACCUCUUGCCGAAGGAGCGCAAGGCGUGGAGUGUCGGCGCGCGCUCCGGCGACUCGCGCGAGCAAAUGCAGCCCAAGAUCCCGAAAGGCAUGGAAACCAAGCUCGGGUGGAGCCUCGACUUGGACCACGGCGACGAGAACGGGUGGUUUUACGCCAAGUCGUUUGACGGGCCGUGGCUCAACCAGUCGAAUUCGUCGGUUGAAGUGCGCCGGCGCAUGUGGACCCAGCGCUGCACGACGAUCGUCGCGGUCGAAGACAACCAAGUGGACGACGCAGCGACGACGGCGGCGUGAUCCGUCUAGUGUGUCGUAGAGAAUCUAAUUGCAUAGUGUUAUCAUUGAAAGAUGUAAGGCCAACGUGUUUCUGUAUCA
Saprolegnia parasitica CBS 223.65 is the source of this 4347-nucleotide messenger RNA. RefSeq lists its product as hypothetical. The coding region runs from base 154 to 4269 and encodes 1371 amino acids. Lineage: Eukaryota; Oomycota; Saprolegniomycetes; Saprolegniales; Saprolegniaceae. The transcript is spliced from 2 exons. The record is from RefSeq and is a predicted model, not a curated record.